AUGGAGCCAUGCAAUGCAAACAAGGUGGUUGGCUCCUCCACCACCAACAAGAUUAGUGGUCUGCAAAGAACGGUAUCUGACAUAAGCGUAACCUUCGAACGAAACAAAGAAGCAGCACAGUUUGGAAGCAUGUCGGAGUUAGACAAUGCCAAAUGUGAGUGUUGCGGAAUGUGUGAGGAAUGCACACGCGAGUACAUAAAGCGCGUGCGUGAGAUGUUCUCAGGGAAGUUAAUAUGCGGGUUGUGUGCUGAAGCGGUGAAGGUGGAGAUGGAGAAGAAUGGUGGAGAGCGAGAGAAAGCUGUGAAUGUGCAUAUGAGCGUUUGCGUGAAGUUCAAUAGGCUUGGUAGGUCAUAUCCUGCUUUGUAUCUUGUUCAGGAUGUCAAAGAGAUAUUGAAGAAGAUUUCAAGAAAAACUUCUAACUUCUAA
Messenger RNA from Abrus precatorius (Indian licorice), 426 nucleotides. RefSeq lists its product as uncharacterized. The coding region runs from base 1 to 426 and encodes 141 amino acids. NCBI's taxonomy places the organism in Eukaryota, Viridiplantae, Streptophyta, Magnoliopsida, Fabales, Fabaceae. The transcript has a single exon. The record is from RefSeq and is a predicted model, not a curated record.